AUGACGCCGCUGUCGACGCGGAGCUCGACGAGGGAGGACCUGGGCCGCACGCGGUCGCAGAACGGCUACGGCGUCGAGGACGAGCGGGACGGCGAUGAUGCCGCGGCAGAGGCCGGGGCGCAGCCGGAGAAGGAUCCGUUCGAGGUCGGGUGGGAUGGCGGCGACAACGAUCCGCUGUGUCCCCGGAGCUUCAGCAAGGCGCGCAAGUGGAUGAUUGUGCUGAUAUGCGCGGUUGGCAGCUUUACAGUAACAUGCGCCAGCUCCAUCUACACGUCGACUUACACGCAGAUGGAGGCCGAGUUCCACAACGCGCGCGAAAUCUCCGACCUGGGCCUGUCGACGUUCGUCCUGGGCAUCGCCUUCGGCCCCAUGCUGCUGAGCCCCCUGAGCGAGUUCUACGGCCGGCGGCCCGUCUACCUGGUGUCGUGGACCAUGUAUGUCAUCUGGCUGGUGCCCUCGGCCGUGGCGCGCAACGUGGCCACCAUGAUAGUCGCCCGCUUCUUCGACGGGCUGGCGGGCAGCGCCUUUCUGACCGUGUCGGGCGGCACGACGGGCGACCUGUUCGCCAAGCACGAGCUGCAGCUGCCCAUGGCCGUCUUCAGCAUCGCGCCCUUUAUCGGGCCCAGCAUCGGGCCCUUUCUGGGCGGCUUCAUCAACUACUUUACGCACUGGCGGUGGACGUACUACGUGCUGCUCAUCUGGGCCGGCGUCAUGUGGGUGGCCAUUGUCCUCCUCGUGCCCGAGACGUACCACCCCAUCCUGCUCAGGAACAAGGCCCGCAAGCUGCGCAAGGACACGGGCGACGACCGCUGGAUGGCCCCCUCGGAGAAGUCGACCAAGACCGUGUCCCGGGCCAUCCUCGUCUCCCUGCAGCGGCCCUUCCAGCUGCUCAUCUUCGAGCCCAUGUGCCUGCUGCUGUGCCUCUUCUGCGCCAUCCUGCUCGGCAUCCUCUACCUCUUCUUCGGCGCCUUCCCCCUCGUCUUCUCGACCAACCACGGCUUCAAGCUGUGGCAGAUUGGCCUGACCUUCCUGGGCAUCGGCGUCGGCAUGGUCGUCGCCAUGCUGACGGACCCCGUCUGGCACCGCAUCCGCCUCCGCCUCAUGGCCAGGCUGGAGCGCGAGACGGGCGUCCCGGGCGCCAGCGAGCCCGAGUUCCGGCUGCCGUCGGCCAUCGCCGGGUCUGUCCUCGUGCCCGCGGGCCUCUUUAUGUUUGCGUGGACGACGUACUCGUCGGUGCCCUGGAUCGUGCCCAUCGUUGGAUCGGGCUUGUUUGGAAUGGGCAACCUGCUCGUAUUCUCCGGCAUCUUUACGUUUCUGGUCGACGCCUAUCCCAUGUACGCGGCCAGCGCCCUUGCCGCCAAUGCCUUUGUGCGCUGUUCGUUCGCAGCCGUGUUUCCGCUGUUUGGCACACAAAUGUACAACACGCUCGGCUUCCAGUGGGCGUCGUCGCUGUUGGCGUUUCUGACCUUGGCCAUGGUGCCGUUUCCCUACCUCUUCUUCAAGUAUGGUAAGAAGAUUAGGACAAGGAGCCGAUAUGCCAAGUCGUAA
Messenger RNA from Trichoderma reesei QM6a, 1548 nucleotides. RefSeq lists its product as uncharacterized. The transcript is spliced from 5 exons. The record is from RefSeq and is a predicted model, not a curated record. Lineage: Eukaryota; Fungi; Ascomycota; Sordariomycetes; Hypocreales; Hypocreaceae. Gene Ontology annotation, molecular function: transmembrane transporter activity. Bases 1 to 1548 code for a protein of 515 amino acids. Gene Ontology annotation, biological process: transmembrane transport. Gene Ontology annotation, cellular component: membrane.